This is a messenger RNA of Botrytis porri, 495 nucleotides long. RefSeq lists its product as uncharacterized. Bases 1 to 495 code for a protein of 164 amino acids. The transcript has 2 exons. The record is from RefSeq and is a predicted model, not a curated record. Lineage: Eukaryota; Fungi; Ascomycota; Leotiomycetes; Helotiales; Sclerotiniaceae.
AUGGCUGAUGGGGAGGGAGUGAGAUUCGCCUGCCUUAUUGCCACUUCCUCUAACCUCAAUAAUCUCUUGAGCCUCAACCCACCCCAAACCGACCACACACAUACUCUCGACCGGCCGCAUGACUCACGUGCACGCACGCUAUUAUCUGCAGCUCCGCCGAGAAUCUCCACACUCACACCCAAGGUAGAAUCCUUCUCCCCACAUCUCACUUCACUGUUCCUCACAGCAUCUUUUCCGGCCUCCCGCAUCACCCAACCUUUACACCCAAAUAUAUCAUAUAUUCUAGAUUCGCCAUUUCCGCGCAGAAACUCAUCUGCAGCGACAGCGAAAAGGAGUACAGAAAAUGAGCCUGAGAUGGUCAUACCGGUCACCAAUUGGGAGGUUGAGGCAGGAAAGUGGAGCGCGUGUGGAAUCCCUGUUCUGAUAUCCCCGCGCCGCUUCACCGAGUUUGUUGAGUUAAGGUUAAGUUACUUCAAGCUGGUUGCUUGUAUUUGA